AUGUCGCUGCCCUUGGCGACGUCGAGGGAGCUCCAGAAGCUCGCAGCACUCGAAGCAAAGGGUGGGAUCCUUGAACGACAGUACGAGGUGAUCAAGAUACACGUUAGGCAGGGCAACUCCCUCUCGAGCGAAGACUGGGAGGCCUUCGAUUUGGCGUGGGAACUGAGGAGCAGCGGCGUGUUUUCGCAAGAAGAGUGGACCACGCAGGUUGAUGGAGACAUCUCGGGCAUCAUCAACAACAGCGAUCGCCCUACACUCGGCGUGUUUUCGCAAGAAGAGUGGACCACGCAGCGGUCAACAGCAGCAGCAGCAGCAGCUCCGGCGGCGCGCGGGGCCCCGAAUCGAGGAAAGAGACAACGAGAGGACGCCAGCAAAGGCUCGCUGAACAUCUACAACUCGUUCCCUAUUGGCAGCGGGGAACCGAGAAUUUUUUGUCACAUACCAGGAGUAUGUGACCGGGGUCAGUUUUGCAUUCCCGGCCCGGCCCCCCGUGUGCGAUGCCCCCACUGUCCGACGACCUUUUUGAACACAGAAGGCCUGGGAGUCCACAUGAAAACCAACCACAGCACGGCAAACAUGUUGCAAGGCCAGCGACUGCAGCGGAUGCUGGCAGACUAUGCGAAAGGGGAUGUCCUGCCGUGGGAGCGCGCCGGACCUGGGCGCUGGUAUCACGUGAAGAUAGAUCGAUGGCAUCACGGGGGCAGCUUCGUUCGUCCUCCAGCCGAAGCGUCUCCCCGACAUCGACCUGGAAUCUGAUGGCUUCACGCGUGCUGAACCUAAGUCCGCUCGUCGUGGCGCUGCCAAGCGCAAUCGCUACAGGUUCACAGCCCACGUGCUCCAGCAG
Messenger RNA from Ectocarpus sp. CCAP 1310/34, 844 nucleotides. The record is from the annotation of a GenBank genome assembly. NCBI's taxonomy places the organism in Eukaryota, Phaeophyceae, Ectocarpales, Ectocarpaceae.